Antrostomus carolinensis (chuck-will's-widow) is the source of this 1344-nucleotide messenger RNA. RefSeq names its product cofilin 2 (gene CFL2). The coding region runs from base 55 to 504 and encodes 149 amino acids. Gene Ontology annotation, molecular function: actin binding. Gene Ontology annotation, biological process: actin filament depolymerization. The transcript has 3 exons. The record is from RefSeq and is a predicted model, not a curated record. Gene Ontology annotation, cellular component: actin cytoskeleton. NCBI's taxonomy places the organism in Eukaryota, Metazoa, Chordata, Aves, Caprimulgiformes, Caprimulgidae.
UUACAGGCUUCUGGAGUAACAGUGAAUGAUGAAGUCAUAAAGGUUUUUAAUGAUAUGAAAGUAAGGAAAUCUUCGACCCCAGAAGAGAUUAAAAAAAGAAAGAAAGCCGUUCUCUUCUGCUUAAGUGAUGACAAAAAACAAAUAAUUGUAGAGGAGGCAAAGCAGAUACUGGUCGGUGACAUUGGAGAUACUGUGGAGGACCCCUAUACAGCUUUUGUGAAGUUGCUACCUUUGAACGAUUGCCGAUACGCUUUGUACGAUGCCACAUAUGAGACAAAGGAAUCUAAGAAAGAAGACCUGGUAUUUAUAUUCUGGGCUCCUGAAAGUGCACCUUUAAAAAGCAAGAUGAUCUAUGCAAGUUCUAAAGAUGCCAUUAAAAAGAAAUUUACAGGUAUUAAACAUGAGUGGCAAGUAAAUGGUUUGGAUGAUAUUAAGGACCGUUCAACACUUGGAGAGAAAUUGGGAGGCAACGUGGUAGUUUCACUUGAAGGAAAACCCUUAUAAAAAAAGACAGACAAGUGCCAUCUGGAUCUAAGGAGCUUCCAUUUCUGCAGCUCGUUCAAUUGGAAUAGUAUUAGUCUCCCCAUCCCCUUCCUUCCUCAAAAAAUAAGUCCCUUCCCUAAUGCCCCUGAAGGAGAUGUCAUUGUUAAGCAGUCUACCAGUGAUUGCCAUUAGACUGUUUAAUCCUGGUAGUUUUAUGUAGGAUCCAAGGAAUGCUUUCACGUCAUACUCUUAGCCAAAACUGACGUUGCAGGCAUUCCUUGCAACAUGUACAAUGAAUGUGAUAGUUAAUGUGAAUAGUCUAGCAGACAGCAAAGGGUAAGCUAAUUCAAUGCCUUGAAAGUAUUGUCCACUGGUCGGAUGGUAGACUCUAUACAGUAUUACUUACAGUUGCACUUGAUUGCAGUUCCAUGAGGCUCUUGUGCAUUCAUACACCUCACCUGCCUUGACAAGCCUAUUUUUGUGACAUGGCAGCACACAACACUAUGCAUUUAAAGCACUUUUUUGUAAUAUGUUUGACCCGCCCCUCCCCUCCAAAGGAAUGCCAAUUAAGUUGCUGUAACUGUGUCAUCAAAUUAUUGUAGUACCUCAGUUUCAUUCCUGUUACAUGCAUAUCUUUAUAAAUGAAGUAGCUGUUACGAUGCCUUUUGUUUUCCAUUGAAUGUACACUACUGAACAGGAGUAGAAGUUAUCUGUUUACCAUGUGAGUCUUGAAACACUAAAGUUUUGUAAAACAUCAGUCAUGGUGGCAAUUUCUGUAUUAAAAAGAGCCUUAAAUGGAACAUUGUUUUUUGAGAUCAAAAACUGGCCACGUUGCAAUAAAACUUGUGGCUUAUUACAGAA